AUUGAUGCAACACAAGAAAUUGAAAAUGUCGCGAAUUAGAAAAGAUAGUAGGCGCAAGAUUCGUAGUACUUCGAGACCAUUGGCAGCGUUCGAGAUUUGUGAGGUAGAAAGGAAAGUUCGUGAGGUGAACCCACAUGAUCUAGAGUUACAUGUAACGACAUCCGUGAGCGGGGAACUGCACAUGCAGUAUGGUGAGCGUUUAGCCUUGUGGGGUUGGCUUACAAAGACCGACGGGCAGGAUUCUCGCCUCUCCAGCAUACUCGCACAGGUCAUCGUCGUUUAUGCCACCCUUCUCAAGCUGUGCUUUCAGCGUUGUGCUCCUGGAGAUAGGUAUUCGGCAUUUCAUUUGAUGUGGCAGGCAAUUUUCAACAGAGUACUCGGGUAUGAGAACAUUACACUGGGCCCUGCCAUAGAUGAAACGAUUGGUUUAGAGCUGAAAAAUGUUUGGUGGAUGAACAUUGGUGAAUAUUUUAAUCACCCAAUGACAGAAUCGCACCACGAUGACAUGAUGGCUGUGGUUCACUCUGUGGCCUCCGCCUCGUUGCAACACCUCAGCAUUGUUGUCAAGGCUGUUGCAACAUCCAUGGAAGCAGAGGACAUGGAGGUUCGAGAGCAACACGAGGAGACAGAGUACGGGCUGUUUGCUGUAGCUGGUGGUUGCAUCCAGCGUAUAAAACAACAGCUAUGGAAGAGGCCGUUAAGGCAGCGUCGUGCAACCAGACCACUAUUGGAUAUUUUGUUUGCUUGUGUGAAGACGAAGGAGCAAAAACAAGGAGCUUCCAUACCACAUGGAUUGGCACUUCGUGACAGAGGAGGUCUCCUAAUACCCCAGCGAGUCAUGCUACCAUGGCUAAGAAAGGUCGACAGGACUGUUCGUACGAACGCAUCUGAGAGAGGACUGACUGCUCAUGGGCGAAACCUCAUCAAGGCCACGGUACAGCAGGUAUUCAUCUCAAAAGAAAUCGAAGAUCUCUUCCUUGCUGGUGCCAUAUAUGCCUGCCAAAUGAAGGGUGUGAAACCUAAGACAUCACUGUUAAAAGAACUUCAUGGCAUGUGGCUGCGAAAGAUUGUUCAUGCACGUGUUAAUGAGUUCAUCGUUGGACAUCAGCUUCGAGAAGCAGAUAAACAAGGUCUGCUUCUUACCAGCGGAGGGUUCACUCUACGCGAUGAACUUUACAGUGUUGCGUCAAAAGUCACAGUCUAAAAGAUAUGGAAUGCUAUCAAGAGUAGAUAAUAGUGUUAUUAUCUACUCUUGAAUGCUACGUAUACCCGAAUGAAGGAAGAUUGCCAACAGUAAUUGUAUAAAUAAACUAUGCACAAGACAGACAGAAAGAGAGAUCUUGUAAAUUGCAUGCUAUUUCAAGUUUUGUGCACAAAUUUAAAUGGUUUAUUUUGGGAUGUUAAUGUGUAUUUUUAAAUUUAACAUUAAUAAUAAUUACAUUGACUACGUCACGAAUUUUCUAUGGGGAUAGUUGUAAAAAAAAAUUUUGUCAUUUUUUUACAUUAAAAGUAAGUACUAACAGGAGUAAAUGUAUCAACAAAUUAAACUGCACUGCACGGUAACGAUUUUAAACCACGCCCCUUAGGCCUAGUGACAACACCCUACUUACCCAUG
This is a messenger RNA of Priapulus caudatus, 1615 nucleotides long. RefSeq lists its product as uncharacterized. The record is from RefSeq and is a predicted model, not a curated record. The coding region runs from base 5 to 1204 and encodes 399 amino acids. The transcript is spliced from 3 exons. NCBI's taxonomy places the organism in Eukaryota, Metazoa, Priapulida, Priapulimorpha, Priapulimorphida, Priapulidae.